AUGGCUGAAAUCACCAAGAAUAGUGAUGUCGGUGUUAAGGUGAUCCUGGGAGCCAUGACCAUCGGAAAACCAGGUGUGGAAAUGACUCGCGUUCAUACCCUAGAAGAGACAAAGACUAUGCUCGACACAUUCCAAAAGUACGGGCACGACACCAUCGACACAGCUCGUGUUUACGGCGAAGGUUCAUCGGAGGAGUACCUCGGGGCUCUGGACUGCCCAAGCCGCGGGAUCAAACUUGAUACAAAGCUCUACCCAACCGCUAUCCGGCCUGCGUUGUCUGCUGAGCACUACCACCACUCCCCUGAAGAUCUUCGAAAGGGUCUACUCCGCAGCCUGAAGGCGCUGAACACCAACAAGCUCACGACUUGGUAUCUCCACGGCCCCGAUCGAACAGUCCCCUUUGAAGACACCCUCCGCGAAGUGAACAAGCUCCACAAAGAGGGUCUAUUUGAGCGAUACGGAAUCAGCAACUACCAGUCAUGGGAAGUGGCACGGAUCUGUGAGCUCUGCACACAAAACGGAUGGGUCAAACCCUCAAUCUACCAGGGGUUGUACAAUGCGCUACACCGUGUGGUGGAGAACGAGCUGUUCCCAUGCCUGCGCCACUAUGGUAUCUCUUUCUAUUGCUUCAACCCACUUGCUGGUGGACUUCUGACGAGCCGUUAUACGCGCGAUAUGACCGAGUUCGAAGAGGGUUCCCGCUUUGAUCCCAAGCGUAUGCAGGGUCAACUGAGUCAAGGUCGUUACUUUAAUAAGGGGUUCUUUGAUGCUUUGGAGAUUCUUCGACCCAUUGUAGCCAAGCAUGGCCUUAGCGAGACAGAGUGUGCCCUUCGCUGGCUUUCUCACCAUUCUGUGUUGAAGGGCGAGAUUGGCGAUGGUAUCAUCAUUGGCGCUAGCAACCUAAAGCACCUGGAGCAGAAUCUGGAGGCUCUCAAGGAUGGUCCACUCCCCGAAGAGGUUGUUGAAGCAAUCAAUGAGGGCUGGAGAGUUGUUCGGGGCAAAGAGCUCAUUUAUUGGCACUGA
This is a messenger RNA of Penicillium verhagenii, 1023 nucleotides long. Its product is annotated as aldo/keto reductase family protein. Bases 1 to 1023 code for a protein of 340 amino acids. The transcript has 2 exons. NCBI's taxonomy places the organism in Eukaryota, Fungi, Ascomycota, Eurotiomycetes, Eurotiales, Aspergillaceae. The record is from RefSeq and is a predicted model, not a curated record.